AUGCUCGCCACGGCACUGCGGCUGCAGGUGCUGAAGCCGCACGCGACGCUCUCAUGCAUCGGCGAGGCGCUCGGCGGCUGGUCUCUCAGCCCGCACAACCUCACCUCGCUGCUGCUGGUGCUGAAGCGGCGGAGGCGGUGGCGGCAGGCGCUGCUGCUGGUGGAGUACGCCCAGGCGAGCGGCGUGCCGCUGCGCACUAUGCACCUCAACCUCGCCAUCUCUGCCUGCUCGCGUUCGGCGCCGCGCCGCGCGCUUGCGCUCUUUGCGCAGAUGGGGAGCGGUGAGGGGCUAGCGGGAGGGGUGGCGCCGGACGUGGAGGCGGGGCUGUCCCCGUCCGGCAUCUCGUACAACACUGCAAUCUCGGCGUGCGCGCGCCGCGGCGACUGGGAGGGCGCCCUGUCUUACUUUCGCGAGAUGGAGCAGCGGCAGGUCGCGCGAAACACAGUGACAUACACUGCCGCGAUCGACGCGUGCGCGCGGGGCGGCGAGCUUCAAAAGGCGAUCACGCUCUUUACGUACAUGGAGGCUCGCCGCCGCCGCCAGCAGACGCCGCCGCCAGCAGACGGCCGCGCCGCCGCACGGCCCCCUCUCCCCACCACGCGGCUUGUGUGCGGUCAGGUCGCCGGCAUCAAGCGCAACCCGGUCACGUACUCCGUCGCCAUCUCUGGCUGCUUGCGCAAUGGCGAGCCCCAGCGCGGCCUCUCUCUCUUCGAGCAGAUGCUCGAGCGCAAGGUGCCGCCCGACGCGGUGGUCUACAACGCCGCCAUCUCGUGCGCUGGCCAGCUCCGCAUGCCCGAGCGGGCGCUCGCCCUGCUGUCGGAGAUGUCAAACCAGGGGCUGCGCCCCACCGCCGUCUCCUACGGCGCUGCGAUCGCCGCUUGCGAGAAAGGCGGAGAUUGGCGGACCGCCCUCGGCUUGCUCGACCGCAUGGAGAAGCGCGGCCUGCAGCGCAACACGGCGCCCCCUCUCCUCCUCUCCGUGUCCCCUCCGGCACUCUCUCGGAGCCUCCUCGGGCUCUCCUUGCAGGUCGUCUUCUCGUCGGCAAUCUCCGCCUGCGGCAGCGGCGGCCAGUGGCAGCGCGCGCUCGCGCUGCUGGCAGAGAUGGCAGAGCUCGGCGUCGAGCAAAACACGAUCACGUACAACGCCGCCAUCCAGGCUUGCGAGCGCGCGGGGCAGUGGCGCGAGGCGAUUCGGCUCUUCGACGCGAUGGAGGCGACGGGGGGAGGUGGCCAGUUCGAGCUAGCAUACGACUACAUGCGCGCCUCCGCCAGCUUCGACUCGCGCUGA
Emiliania huxleyi CCMP1516 is the source of this 1287-nucleotide messenger RNA. RefSeq lists its product as hypothetical. The transcript has 4 exons. Lineage: Eukaryota; Haptophyta; Isochrysidales; Noelaerhabdaceae. The record is from RefSeq and is a predicted model, not a curated record. The coding region runs from base 1 to 1287 and encodes 428 amino acids. Gene Ontology annotation, molecular function: protein binding.